Molecule: messenger RNA, 1330 nt
Organism: Microstroma glucosiphilum
Lineage: Eukaryota; Fungi; Basidiomycota; Exobasidiomycetes; Microstromatales; Microstromataceae
Exons: 3
Coding region: 89-1138 (349 amino acids)
Molecular function (GO): intramolecular lyase activity
Source: RefSeq, a predicted model, not a curated record
CAUUGCCUCCCUGCCAUCUGCUGAGCUUUGAGCGCUGCAAGUUUCAAACCACCAGUAGGGAGAGGCACUAGAACCAACCGACCUAAGCAUGGCAUCCCUUCGCCCUUUGACUCGCCCUGUAAGUAGCUUGCCCAGGCCAUGGGCGGCGAAGCAGCUCGGUCAGCCUGCGAACUCCUCCACCCUCUUCCGCAACUCCUCAACGCUUCCUCGCCGGUCAGCUUCAGCCGCAAGCUCAAGCUCAGGGAAGGCCUCUGCUCGAGCCACUAGAGCAGGUGUGGCCUUCUCCCUGAUCCUCACCUUGGCCGUAGGUGCCUACUCGCUACACCGCUUCCCACUUCAUCUAGAAGCUGCACCUCACUCUCAGCAUGCAGCCGCAUCGCUCCUUCCUCCCAGCCAGACCUCCCAGGAGGAGGACUUUCACAUCGACUCCGCCACUUCUCAGAAGCUGCCGAGAAGAAUAGCGUCGCCUGCCUCUUUUGCUUUGGUGAAUGGCAGCGGCAAGGACGAUUCGCUCGUUCUUCUCGCGUCGGGAGUACGCACCGUCUCCUUCUUACGUGUACAGGUGUACGUUGCCGCCCUUUAUGUGCUCGAGCGGCCAUUUGAGGACUUUAUGAGAGGCCAGGGGAAGGCGAGUGGAAGUAGUGGAGAAAGCCUAGAGCAGACAAUGAGGCAGGCUUUGGAAGCGGGAGUGCCUAUGGUGCUCAAGAUUGUGCCCGUCAAGAAUACCGACUUUGCUCAUCUCCGAGACGGUUUCACGCGAGCUGUCCAGCUACGCCAAAAGUACCUGCGCAAGACCCCUACCCCACCGAGCGAAGAGCAAGAAGAGUCCCUCUCCCUCUCUCUGCAGCGCCUCAAGGAGUGCUUUCCCAAGGCUUCCCUCAAGAAGGGCGAGCACCUGGAUCUCGUCUUCCAACCCAGCCGCGUUACUGCUCCUUCUGCCGGCGCAGUGGGCGGGAAAGGUGUGGAUCUGACCUUUGAGCACGACAAGGUAGUGCUGGGGACUGUUCAGUACGAUACUAGAGGUGGGAAUAUGGACGUUGCUCGACUGUUGUUUCAGGCUUACGUGGCAGACAAGGAUCCAGUCUCAGAAGUGUUCAAGAAGGCGGUAUCGCAGAAGAUCUUCCCACCUUCGCAAUGAUUCGCAUCAUGCCCCUGUACCAUGUUCAUCAUACCCAAUCAUAGCCACUACCAAUUCCACCACUCUUUUUGCAUUCACGUCAAAGAGAUGUCUGCUUUCCUACUAUCCAUCAGACUUCAUUGAGGCCCCCCUCCACCUUCGAAAAGGUGGGAGGAAACUCUGGGCCAGAUAGCGAAAGGAAUCGUUGAACCA